Messenger RNA from Dipodomys spectabilis (banner-tailed kangaroo rat), 2282 nucleotides. RefSeq names its product protein phosphatase 3 catalytic subunit gamma (gene Ppp3cc). NCBI's taxonomy places the organism in Eukaryota, Metazoa, Chordata, Mammalia, Rodentia, Heteromyidae. Bases 294 to 1889 code for a protein of 531 amino acids. Gene Ontology annotation, molecular function: calmodulin binding; calmodulin-dependent protein phosphatase activity. The transcript has 15 exons. The record is from RefSeq and is a predicted model, not a curated record. Gene Ontology annotation, biological process: calcineurin-mediated signaling. Gene Ontology annotation, cellular component: calcineurin complex; cytoplasm.
CGCGCGAGCAGCCUUGGUCCUAGUAGCUUCCUUCAGCCGCCGUCGCUGCGCUCUCGCUGUCGCUCCCGACACGGUCGUCUCCGCCGAGCCGCGGGCGCCGCGGGAGGGAGCGGCCGUGCGUCCGCCGCCUGCCGGUGGAGUCGGAGGCCGGCCCUCUUGGAGUUGGGCUGCCGGAGCCGGGGCCGGGCACGGCGCUGACGGCCCCGCGGAGCUGAGACCUCCGGAGAGGACAGGCGGCGACGCGGAGGCUCGGGUCCGGCCGCCCCCGGAGCCCGGAGGAGGCCGGCGGGACGAUGUCCGGGGGGUCGGGUCAGCUCUCCACCACCGAGCGCGUCGUCAAAGGUGUCCCCUUUCCUCCAACUCAAAGGCUUACUAUGAAGGAAGUAUUUGAGAAUGGAAAACCUAAAAUGGAUGUUUUGAAAAACCAUUUGAUAAAGGAAGGCCGAGUGGAAGAGGAAGUAGCCUUGAAGAUAAUCAACGAUGGGACUGCCAUCCUGAAACAAGAGGAUACCAUGAUUGAUGUGGAAUCUCCAAUCACAGUGUGUGGUGACGUUCAUGGACAAUUCUUUGAUCUGAUGAAGUUGUUUGAAGUUGGAGGAUCACCUUCUAAUACACGCUACCUCUUUUUGGGUGACUAUGUGGAUAGAGGCUAUUUCAGUAUAGAGUGUGUGCUGUAUUUAUGGGGUUUAAAGAUUAAUUAUCCUCACACAUUCUAUCUGCUUCGAGGAAAUCAUGAAUGCAGGCAUCUUACAGAAUAUUUCACCUUCAAACAGGAAUGUCGGAUCAAAUAUUCAGAACAUGUGUAUGAUGCAUGUAUGAAUACAUUUGACUCUCUUCCUCUUGCUGCCCUCUUAAACCAACAGUUUCUCUGUAUACAUGGAGGAAUGUCACCUGAAAUUACUUCUUUAGAUGACAUUAGGAAAUUGGACAGGUUUGUUGAACCUCCUGCCUUUGGGGCAGUAUGUGACUUGCUUUGGUCUGAUCCCUCAGAGGAUUAUGGCAGUGAGAAGACUGUGGAGCAUUAUACGCACAACACUGUCCGAGGAUGCUCUUACUUUUUCAGUUACUCUGCAGCUUGUGAAUUUUUGCAUAACAACAGUUUAUUAUCAAUAAUUAGAGCUCACGAAGCCCAAGAUGCUGGGUAUCGAAUGUACAGGAAGAAUCAGGCAACGGGCUUUCCAUCACUUAUUACAAUUUUCUCUGCCCCCAAUUACCUAGAUGUCUAUAACAAUAAAGGUAAAAAAAAAAGCCCAGCGGUUUUUGAGUUUUUGACUGCAGUGUUGAAAUACGAAAACAAUGUCAUGAAUAUCAGGCAGUUUAACUCUUCUCCACACCCCUACUGGCUUCCAAACUUUAUGGAUGUUUUCACUUGGUCUUUGCCUUUUGUUGGAGAAAAAGUGACAGAGAUGUUAGUUAACAUUCUGACCAUAUGCUCUACUGAUGAACUGAUUUCUGAGGAGGAAACAGAAGGAGGCACUGCAGUCCGAAAAGAGGUCAUCAAGAAUAAGAUCAGAGCCAUUGGGAAGAUGGUACGGGUCUUUUCAAUUCUUCGGGAAGAGAGUGAGAGUGUGCUGACUCUCAAGGGCCUGACCUCCUCAGGCACACUCCCCCUAGGUGUCCUCUCAGGAGGACGGCAGACCAUUGAGAAAGUUUUUUCACUAAAGGAACGAAGGGAAGGCUUUCAUAGCAACUGGCCUGUUUUCUUGCACAAUAAACAGAAGCCUCUGCCAUAUCUCCAAUCCAGAAAGCUACAGUCCAGGCGAUACGGUCCCAGGAAGGAUUUUCAGUUGGGCACAAAAUCCAGAGUUUUGAAGAAGCUCGAGGUCUGGACCGAAUUAAUGAGCGAAUGCCACCUCGACUUGGUAGUACGUCCCCCGAUUUGUCAAUGAAACCCCUAAUCUCGGCUGUGCAAAGGAGCAUCCAGAGAAAGAAAGCUCAGUAAUGACGCAAUCCUGCUGAGGUAGACCGCAACCCGACCAGCAAUGCUACUUAUAAGUGGGAAAUGAAACAAAAAUAACUCAAAAUAACUUAAACCUGGAGGUCCAUUCAGAAUUCAGUCUGCCUUUAUUCUGUAAGAAGGUGAACAUUUUAUAAAUUCUUUUAGAUGUGUUCAGUAUAUAUCAAAAAUGUAUCAAAAGCGCAUCUGUUUUGUUCUUUUCACCUAAUUUUUGAAAAUUAAUCUGAUUGUUAUAGAUAUACAUGUGAAGUCUUGUUAAUACAUAAAAGAAACCUUCCCAUAAUAAAAGGGCCUUGGAAACCUCAACCUGGGUUUCUGACUUGAA